Messenger RNA from Phymastichus coffea, 1012 nucleotides. RefSeq lists its product as uncharacterized. NCBI's taxonomy places the organism in Eukaryota, Metazoa, Arthropoda, Insecta, Hymenoptera, Eulophidae. Bases 107 to 463 code for a protein of 118 amino acids. The record is from RefSeq and is a predicted model, not a curated record. The transcript has 4 exons.
AGAGAGAGAGAGAGAGAGAGAGAGAGAGAGAGAGAGAGAGGCACGUCGGUUCAGUCGAGCGGCGGACGGCGUCCAGCUAACAGCCAACGUGAACCGGAGCAGGACCAUGAGAGGCUACUAUUUCGUCGGCUUGGCGGUCGUCCUUGCGGCACUGCUGCUGACCGCGGAUGCCGGGGACAUGCUGCGCAAAAGCAUCGUCUUCGACAAGAACACCCCGGACGUGUUCUACUGUCCGGUGCACAAGCCCACGGGCUUCGACAAGAUGAUUGUCAAGGCCAAGCCGCUGUCGCGACUUUGUCAGUUUGAGGGCGGACCCAUUCCCAAGGACUACAAGAGCGACUGCUACAACGACGUCGACGAGAGCGACUACGCCUGCAAGGAGAAGUACAGGAUCAUGAAACGACUGAGGAACGCGGACAGCGAUCAGCAAGUGCCGUUGGACAACGAGUACACCGACAAGUAGGAUGACUCAGCUGGACGCGCUUCUGAUUAGCUUGUUAACUACAUCGCAUUAAUCGCCCAAAUUAAUGGAUUACACACUUGCGAUUUUCUUUGUAUAUUAUUCACACACUGUGUUCUCAUCUUACGCACCUAUCUCUUUCAGUAUUUCGCUUUCUUUCGAGCGUACCGAUGACGAGUAUCUUUUUUAGUCUUUCCUCGUGUAUUAUUUUCGCGAUUUUAUUUCCGAGCUGGAAGAUAAGAUUGCUGAGAAUCGACGGCGAUUGGUGCAUUAACGUCGUUAGAAUUAAUUAGUCGAAAUUGAAGCCAACGAAUUUUACAUUUUUGUUGUUGUUUUUUCUGUUCUUUUUUUCUUAUUUUUUUUCUUUUUUGUAAAUAACAGAUUUUCCAAAACCGAACUUUACAGCGCGUUAAGUAUUAAGUUAGAAAGGCUAAAUAAGUGGGACAACCGAAUUCCUUUGCGUUAGAUUCUCGUUAUCGCCGGUUAAACACCUACAAAUCGAAACUAUGUAAGUGAUUAUCUGUAAAAGUACUAUGUUACAGUGAAAGAAGA